Molecule: messenger RNA, 7378 nt
Organism: Stegostoma tigrinum
Lineage: Eukaryota; Metazoa; Chordata; Chondrichthyes; Orectolobiformes; Stegostomatidae
Gene: lrp2bp
Product: LRP2 binding protein
Exons: 10
Coding region: 302-1381 (359 amino acids)
Molecular function (GO): protein binding
Source: RefSeq, a predicted model, not a curated record
ACACCCGGAGCAAAACAAUGGGGUUGGGCAGCUUAGCAACGGCAGCGCGCCCGGUCUCCACAGCAACUGUCCCUCCCUGAGGACCGCCGGGGAAGGCAGACAAGUGGGGCCACCGUGCGAUAGGCGGGAGGCGUACGGUGCAGGUGGGGGAAGCAGGGCCUGAUGGUACCAUUGCUGCCGCCGCGCCUCAACACUGAGGACGAAGAUGUCGUGAAGCAAAUAGUAAAGUUUAAUGAUUUGGAAGUGGGUUCUGUUCGCAGCUGUCAAACAUAAUCUUCCUGGCUAAGCACAUCCGUACUGUAUGGAAGGCAAAAGGAAAACUCAUCAUCUGGUGCAGUCAAUAAAUCGAAACAAAUUAACAUCUGAACUGUUGCCUCAGAAGCAAACGAAUAAGUGUUCGUCAUUGCAAGAGCGUGGGAUCAAGAACUGCGCUGCCCAGAAUUUAGCUAAAAACUUCAAGAAAACAUCUGAUGUGAAAAGGGCAGAUGCCAUCUUAAGGAAACGAAUCAAAGAUGGAGAUUUGCAAGCAAUUUUCCUACUGGGGCAACUCUACUUUGAAGAGGGAUGUUAUGAAACAGCUUUUGAAGAGUUUAACAAAAUUAAAGACACAGACUUCCAAGCUCUCUAUCAGCUUGGUGUGAUGUAUUAUGAUGGCUUAGGCACUAAGGAGAAUCCUGCUUUGGGUGUGGAAUACAUGAACAGAAUCAUAAACUCUGAAGAUCCAAGAGCACAACACUUGAAAUUUGCAGCAUAUUACAACUUGGGUAGAGCUUCUUUCGAAGGAUUUGGCAGCCAGCAGAGCGAUGCAGAAGCUGAAAGACUGUGGCUUCUUGCUGCAGAUGAUGGUAAUCCAAAAGCGAGUGUGAAAGCCCAAACUAUUCUAGGACUGUUUUACUCUAGACCUGAGUCACAGGAUUUGCAAAAGGCAUUCUUUUGGCAUUCUGAAGCCUGUGGCAAUGGAAGUCUAGAGUCCCAGGGUGUAUUGGGUUUGUUGUACCUCACUGGGCAAGGUAUCCGUAAGGACGCACAGUCAGCAUGGAAUUGUCUGAAGGAAGCAUCAAGCAGAGGCAAUGUUUAUGCUCAGGGUCACCUAAUUGCUUAUUUCUACAGUCGUAAGCUGUACUAUAAUACUGUCGAUCUUGCUCAAAGAGUUGCUGAAUAUGACAAUAUCCCUCAAAUAGCAGAAGAAACUGACUGUCUGCCAGCUUACAUAGCAAAGGGUAUCGCCAUGGCUGCUUUCUACUACGCCAGAUGUCUACAGUUGGGCUUAGGGACACAACAAAAUCAGGUGGAAGCCAGAAAGUACUACUGCAAGGCAAUUACCAUGGAUCGCGAUCUAGCAACUGACCUACAUUUUCAAGUUAUAAUGGAAAGAAUUUAAAAAGCAACCAUUCUGAUGAAGUCCUUGAACAGAGCCUGCACCUGUGGAUUAUAAUGACAAUUAAGUACUGUUAAGGUACAGUUUUUCAUCGUGUAGUUAAUUCCACAUCAUUUUUGAAACAGGAAAUUGCAGAACUGAGUCCUGAGUAAAAAGACAUGUGAUUCCUAAUAAUACAUCUUCAACUUCUUAUUACUAGACCAACAGGAGAUAGGACUUAAUUGAAUUGAGCCAUUUAUUCAUCUCAAGCUCCCAGUGUAACAACGUAUAAUGCAUCAUAAUUUUACCAUAUGUUGAAAAGAAAUCCUGCAAUACUUUAAUGUAACGCCUUGUUUUUUCAAAAGCAAAAUCUGCCUAAGCACCAAGUGCAAGGAGACAUUGGGAGUAAAGGAGAGAUUUAUGGAAUGAAUAUCUAGAGCCUUACAAACCAUUAUAGGUAUGGUCAAUGAUGGGUUGAAGGAAGAAAGAUUUGGCAGAACAAAACGUUUGGGAGAACAAUGAAAUGGGACAGAACGUGGUACCAAAUAGUGCAAGAAAAUUUAGAAAUAGGAAGACAUGAAGUAAUAGAAAUAUUUAAGCAUAAGGAUUAGAACAUCACAUGUAAAACAAUGGGGACCAGGUCAGUGAGAGUAGAGAUUAUAGGCAAGUGAGAUUUUGAGCAGGUUCAGAUGUAUAGGAAAUAGACAUACAGUCUGAGAACUCCAGAACAUUUAAUUUGGAAUUGGCAAACAUGCAGAUAAUUUUGAAAGUGUAUGAGGUGAGGUGUAGAUGUUAUAAAGGACAAAUUAGCAGUCUUCAAUAAAUGGACUCUGGUGGGCAGAAUUUUAGUCCCUGCCAGUGGCUUUAAGGGAGUGCAAAAUCAUUCAGAUGGCCUUCUCACUGUUCUUCCACUUGACCACUUGCGGUUGUUUCCCAUCAACAUCAAAAUUGAGGCUGGUGGGAAGAGUUCAGGAACAGGAUGAAGCCCCGAAAGGCACCCUACGCAGGCUUCAGGUGGGAAGGGGCAGAGAUGGAUGGGUGGUUGGGUGCCUCAGUUCCUCAGUGGGUACUCACCCACCCCUGCAAGUGAGCACAACCAUUUAAAAAGUACAGACAUCCCUCUCCAGCCACUUAGGUGCUCUGAAUGUCUGCAGGGCUGCCACUGUUCACAACAGGGCUGACUUUGGGUGGCAGGCGGAGGUUCUGCCCAUUGUUUACAUGGAGCUAUUCAUUAAGGCACUUAAGACAGACACUAGCUCCAAUAAUUUGAGAUCAUUUAAACAUUAAGUGACAUACAAUUUCACAUGAUGUCAGCAGUAUUACUUCCGCAUCAACCGGAUGUGUAUUGAACAUAAAUUCAACAUCUAAUUUAGCCUAGUCCACCGCAGGACUUGAGCUUCUAAACUAGGUUGACAAUUUCAAUGCAGUGAUUUUACGUAAGAUGUUAAAUUGAAUUUGUAUUUUGUAUCUCAGGUAGUUUAAGUGGUUCCUGGCACCGUUCCCUGGCGAAGCUGAAAUUUCCUCAGUCACUAGCACAGAAAUCACCUUCUGUUUGUAAGCCCUUACAGUGUAUAAAUUGGCUGCUGUCUUUGUGUACACUGCAACAGCUCACUUCAUUUUGAAAUGUUUUAGAUUGUUAUAGACAACAGAUGAAAAUUUUCCUAUAAAUGCAAGUUUUUUCAUACUCCCAAAUUUGGGAAAUGACAAAAUAAAUUUUAUUUUUAAUGCCAUGUAAUAUCCAAACAAUAUAUAAUUGUCAAAAGAUAAACUUUGGAAAAUUCCAGUGUCACAAUCGGUGGUUGAAAGGAAUUUAGGCAAAACAGAAAAACUGCACUACUAAAAUAAAAGGGAAAAAUGCUGUUGUGCAUAUUUAUCUUAGUAUAUAUUCGUAUAGCCUAGUGAUAAUGAUGUUUAGGAUGGAUUAUACAGUUAUAACAAUGGUAGAAUGAUAAUUAUGUUACUAUAGUAGUUAUCCAAAGACCCUGGACUAACCCUUUGGAUACAGAGUUUAAAUCCCACAACGGCUGAUGAAAUUUAAAUUCCGUAAAUAAAUAAAUAUGGAGAUUGACAAGGUAGUUGUGAUAAUUGUGAUUGUGAAACUACCACACUGAAGUAUGAAUAUCCUCAAGGAAGACCUUUUUCUGGAUUGGUUUACUUUUAAGCUGUAGACCACUCACUUGUACUAAAACUGCUAGAGAAACAUUAAAAACUAGAUUCACCAUGCAGCAUUGAUCUAAGCAUCAGAAAUCCAGUUCUGCAACGUAAUCCUUACUAGCACGUGGGAAUUAUUGCCAAAAACUGUGAAAGCUGUUCGACAGACAUAUCAAGCCUGACGUGGUUAUACCAAGUGAUUCAUACCUUACAGCCAGUGCUGUAGUCUUCUUCCCGCUAAUAAGGCAGAUCCAACAGAAAAGGUAGCACAAGUUAAAACAAUUAGGCUAAACUGGCACUGGAAAUCUUUAUUAACCACUUUAUUAACCCAUGGGCAAAGAAACCUGUCAAUUCCCAUUCCCUCAGCUAAUGGCUUCGUACUCCUUCAUAUUGAACACCAUUUGGAAGUAGUGCUGAAGGUUGCAAGGGCACAGAUGGUCUCUUGAGUUAAUCAAUCAAAGUGUCUUGGUAGCACCAUCACUAAGCAGGUUGGCCUUAUACAUGUCUGUCAGGCUGGACUUAUGUUAGGUGGUGAGAGAACCAGGAGAAAAACUGCUUUUCCUUGUCUUUGCCAAUUUACCUAUUGGGAACUGUGAUAGCACUGAUAAAGGUGGUCACCAUACUCAAGAAAUAGGAAUGGGAAUAGGCCAUUCAGCCCCUCAAACCUGCUUCACCAUUAAAUAGGAUCAUGGCUGACCUGACACUCCUCACAUCCACUUUACUGCCCUGUCCCCAUACCCUCAAUUCCCCAACAGAUCAAGAAUCUAUUUCAACCUUAAAUAUUCACAAAGACUGCCUCCACAGCUCUUGGUGGGAAGGAACUGCCAAGGCACUCAACCUUCUGAGAGAAGAAAUUUCUUAUCAGUCUUAAAUUCCCCUAAUUCCGAGACUGUGCCCUCUGGACCUAGGCUCUCCCAUAUGCAGAAACAUCUUCUCAGCAUUUACCCUAUAAAGCCUCUUCACAAUCCUGUAUGUUUCAAUGACAGCACCUCUCACUUUUCUAAACUCCUCUGAAUAGAGUGUGAACCUGUUUAACCUUUGCUGGUAAGACAGUCUCUCCAUACUAGCGAUCAUCCCAGUGAAGCUUCUCCGAACUGCAUCCAAUGAAAUUACAUCCAUAUUUAAAUAAGAGGACAAAACUGCCCUCAGUAGUCCAAUCAACAGGCCUUUAGACUUCUGUACUCAUACUCCAACGCCCUUGAAAUAAAGCUCUAACUAACAUUCCGUUAACAUUCCAGAUUAUCUGCUGCAUCUGCAUGCUAGCUUUCUGUGCCUUGCGCACAAGUACCCCAAGUCCCUUUGUGUUGCAGUUUUCUGUAAUUACUCAUCGUUUAAAUACAGGCCGGUGAACAUAAAAUCCCAUCUGCACAUUAAAGAUACCAUUCAGCAAUGGUUGAUGCUAUUACUUUAUUAGAUGGGAUAGAUCUAGCACAAACAUUCCCUGAUUUACAAGUAUCCAUCUUACGAAUCCUCAUGCUUAUUAAAUGCGAUGCCAUACAGGUUAAUACAAUUAAUAUUAAUUUUAAAGAUCUGACACGCGAACAUUUUGUGUCCUGUACUGAAAAAAAAGUAUUUCCUAUUGUCCUGGAUUCAGUUUUAUAUUUGAAUUUUAACAGACUUAAUGACAGAAUCCAUUUGCAACCCGGGAAUUGCCUGUGUUAUCUAGCAGCUGAAAACUGGGUUCCAAUGAAGUGUGCAGGGAAGCAUUGUUGGAACAAAACCAGACAUUACAAUAAAAACAGAUGCUAAUCUGGUGAAACAAUAGAGUAGUCCCAGAAACAACUAAGAACAAAGUUUGUAUUCCUACCAUCAUGAAUGUUGAUGGGCAUUUUUAAAAAGCUGAUCAUUUACCUUGGCCCACCUGUAUCAUAGAUACAUAAAACUGUGGCCAGCCAACAUAUGUGCCAGGUUUGAGCCAAUUAGAUUCACACCAUGUGACAUAAAGAAGCUGCUUAAGACAGUGGAUACAAAAAGACAUUAGCCUUGAUAUAACAAGUAACUCACCUCCUGUCUGUGACGCUUGUCCACCACAUAUGUUUUUUGACAGAAUGCUGUACAUCAGUUCUGAUGAGUGCAGCUCCAGUAACACUCAAAAAAGGUCAACACCAUCCAUGACAGAGUAACUUGCUUGAUCAAUCUGGAUCCCAUCCCACCACUUCCAAUAUCUUCUCGCUCUUCCACUGGUACACAGUAGUAGCAGAAAGGACUAUUAAUGCUACAUGUUGCAAUAAUUCAUCAAGACUUUUUCAACAAAUGGUAUAUUCUAAACCUCUGACCUGUAGCCACUUAGAUGAACGAGGACAAAAGCUGUAAGUUCCUAUGCAAGCCAUACAUUAUCCCGGCUACAUUGCCAAUGAAAUAAGUUACUGUAGGAAUUUGAAUUUUGGGUGAUUUUCUGGCUGUAAAAUUCCUUCACCAUUUCUCUUUGUGUUGUUUUGAAGGAACAACUAAGAACAAAGUUUUUAUUCCUGCCAUCAUGAACGUUGGUGGCCUUUUAAAAGAAGUUGAUCAUUCACUUUGGCCCACCUGUAUAAUUUUUACGUAGAUCCUGUGGCCAGCCAACAUCAUACAUGCCAGGUUUGAGCCAAUGAGAUUCACUCCAUGUGACAUCAAGGAACCCUACCAAACACUUCAGAUGACAAACAUGGUUAACGUACCACAGCACUCAAAGCAGUGUCUCAGUACCAUUUUUCCAGGGUGAUGUAUUUUCAAAAUUCACUCACAGAAUGUGGGCAUCACUGACUUUGGCAUCACAGCAUUUCUGGCCAUCCCCACUUGCCCAGAAGCCAGUUAUGGUCAACCACAUUGCUGGAAGUCUGGAGUAACAUGUAGACCAGACUGGGUAAGACAGCAGUGAACCAGAUGGGGUUUUCCUGACAAUUAGCAACAGUUUCAGAUCAUUGUUAAGUUCUAGAUUUUUAUUGAGUUCAAAUUCCAUCAUCUGCUAUGGCAGGAUUUGAACUGGAAUCCCCUGAAUAAUACCUGGGUCUCUAGAUUAACAGUCUAGUGUUAAUACCACUAAGCUAUCAACAACUCCCUCAGCCCCACCAACAAUGCUCACAUCCCAAUAGAAAAGAUUAAUGAAAAUAUAGAAUUCCAGAAAGGCUAUGGCGGUUGAACCAACUGAAAUUUACAAGAUUGAAAUGAAAGAUUUUUGAUAGGGGUUCAAUUCUGUUUGCUAAACAUUUCUGUGAAACAACCAGCAUAUUUUACUGAGAUAGUAGGAACUGCAGAUGCUGGAGAAUCUUCUUCAGAAAGGAUCUAGGCCCAAAACGUCAGCUUUCCGGCUCCUCUAAUGCUGCUUGGCCUGCUGUGUUCAUCCAGCUGUACACCUUGGUAACUCAGCAUAUUUUACUACCUUAUAUGUAUUAUAUCAAUGCAAGUAGUUAUAAGGGUAUUGAGGAAUGUGGACCUCUUGUGGGAAAUUGGAGCUGAAAUUGAGAUCAAGCAUGAUUUAAUAACAGGCCAAGAGGCUUGAUAGUGUGAAUUGUUUGUUGCUGUUCUAUUAUUCUACCUGGAAGAUUUUAAUUGUACAGUGGAAGAAUGUAGUUUUGAGCACUGUCAGUCUGACCAUUGAGAGAACGAUGUUACCCACAGCCGUGAGAGCUAAUCAACUUGUCAAUUCAGAACACAGAGGUGCUGGAAAGUGUCGGCAUGACAACAGGACAAGCAGAGAAGUAAACUAUAAAGGAAUGGCUGUGUGGAGAAUAUUGAACAAAACUGUAGAACUGUGUAGUGAAAACAUGUUCUCCCACUGAAUUUUCAUGUUUAAAACUUUCAUUUAUCAUUCAUUGAUUUAUACACCGGUUGAAAGUUUACCGCCUUUGUUGUGUGCCAUUUGCCAUUGAUGAUACAGUUGAUGACACUGUG